AUGGCAAGUCGAGCAGCUCAGCAGCAGCCCUCCCACAGUCCCACCCAUCCUCUUCAGUUCGUCACCUCUCUACCUUCUCUCCAACAGUCGACCGCCUUCAUCCCUCCUCUCCAGCCGUCUUCUCCAGCAUCGCAAGUUUGCAGCAGGGGGCUUCGUCGCCGGCUGCGCCACGUCCUCGCCGCCAGUCUCCAGAAUCGCGCGUCGUCGUUAGUUGCACCGUCAGUCUCCACCAUUACCAAUCACGCCUCUUCCUCGCCGUCGGUCUCCAGCAUCGCCAGUCGUGACUCGUCCUCGCCGUCGGUCUUUAGUAUUGAAGAGGCUACUGUCACGCCUUCAACGGUCGAAAAUGCGAACUCCUUGAAGAGGAAGUCUGAUGAUAUUGGUUGGGAAUAUGGAAAGCUCGUCGAUCCAAACAACAAGGAUAGAGUCAUAUGUAACUUUUGCAAGAAUGUAAACACAGAAGGAAUUAACCGUUUCAAGAAACACAUUGCUCAGGUUGGUGGUGGAGUUGCCAAGUGUAAGAGUUUCCCAGAUGAACCUAAAUUGGCAUGCUUGAAAUGGUUGGAAGGAACAGAAAAGAAGAAGCAAGAUAAGGUUGUUCGUGAGCUAGGUUUGAGAAGUGAUGUUAAUGUCUCUUCCGGUGUACAACAGGAAGAAGGCCUUACUUGUGUAGUUGUUGCAUUCAAUUCCAUUGAGAAUGAUGAGUUCAAGCAAAUGGUUGAGGCUAUUGGUCAAUUUGGUCCUGGAUUGAAGCCUCCUACACAAUAUGAGCUUCGAGAGCCUUUGUUGAAAGCUGAGUAUGCAAGGACUAAGAGCUUGUUAAGUGAUCGAGAGGUGGAGAAGGAAAAGAAUGGUUGCUCUAUUAUGACUGAUGCUUGGACAGACAUGAAGAGGAGAAGCAUCAUGAACAUAGUCACACAUUGUGCUGAGGGAACCAGCUUUAUAAAGUCGAAGGACACAUCAGGGAUUUCUCACACAGGUGAAGUAAUCUUUGAGCUAGUGGACAAUGCAAUCGAGGAAGUUGGAGCUGAACAUGUGGUGCAAGUGGUGACAGACAAUGCUUCCAACAAUAUGGCAGCAAAGGCCCUCUUGUUGGAGAAGAGGCCGAACAUAUUUUGGAGUUCUUGUGCAACCCACACCAUCAAUUUGAUGCUCCAAGGAAUCGACAACAUACCAAGGUUCAAGAAAAUUGUAGAUCAAGAUAAGGGGUUCACCAUCUUCAUAUAUGGCCCCCACCGCACCUUGGAAUGCAUGAGAUCCUUCACCAAAAAGAGAGAGAUCAUCCGACCAGGUGUGACUCGAUUUGCUUCUCAAUUUCUUACUCUACAAAGCUUGUUUGAUAAGAAACAGUCUUUGAGGAAGAUGGUGGUGGAUGCGAAGUGGGAAAAUAUUAAGGAGACGAGUUCAAAGAAGGGCAAGGAGGCUUAUUACACGGUUCUUAGUGUUAGGUUUUGGAAUGGUGUGGAAGUUUGCUUGAAAGUCUUUGAGCCAUUGGUGAAGCUUCUUCGAUUAGUGGAUGGGGAUGUGAAACCUUCUAUGGGUUUUGUGUAUGGUGAACUUUUGAAGGCAACGAUAGAGAUAAAAGAGGCGUUUAAGAAUGAAGAACUUCGUUACAAAGAAGUCAUUGCUAUUGUGGAGAAGAAGAUGAGAGGCAAACUUGAUGCUCCAUUGCAUCUAACGGCAUAUCUUCUCAAUCCUCACUACAGUUAUGCCGACUCCUCAAUAUUUGAUAAUGCCGACAUUACAACAGCAUUGAUCACUUGUGUUGAGCAAUUCUACCAUGGUUGUGAUGAGGAUAUAUAUGAUGAGGUGGUGAACAUUGAGUUCACAAAAUUUCAAAGGAAAUAA
Messenger RNA from Linum tenue, 1848 nucleotides. Lineage: Eukaryota; Viridiplantae; Streptophyta; Magnoliopsida; Malpighiales; Linaceae. The record is from the annotation of a GenBank genome assembly.